This is a messenger RNA of Notodromas monacha, 684 nucleotides long. Lineage: Eukaryota; Metazoa; Arthropoda; Ostracoda; Podocopida; Cyprididae. The record is from the annotation of a GenBank genome assembly.
AUGGAGAUAGAAGCUCCAAAGGACAAAGUCGUACAACUCGAUCAAGACGAGUUUGCCUAUGUAGAUGCUGACAAGGGAAGAGUCACACAAUAUUGUGCUGGCUCUGAUGACGACAAGAUACCAGCUACAGAAAAUUCACGACGCUCCGAAAAAAGUCACGGCGUCUGUCUCACGGUUCCGCCGCGUGAUCUCCCGCGAGUCAUGCGCCACAAGAACAUGAUACCGAUGUUGCUCAAGUUUUUCCCGGCUGGAGCUUCGACGCGAACUUUGGCACAUUAUGGGCAAACUUGCUCUUCGAAGCGAUUCCGACAAUUCGAUUACGGUGACCCGAAAGAAAAUGCGCUGAUAUACGGAAGUGAAGAACCUCCUGAAUAUGACCUGAAACGCGUUCAGACAUCCGUAGCACUUUUUCACGGUGGACUUGAUCUUUUCAGUCCGAAAGAGGUUGACGUAGACUGGUUGAAAAGGCGAUUGCCAAAAGUGGUGAAUGCAGAGUUUUUGCCGAAUUUCGGACACUUGGAUUUCCACUGGGGACUGAAAAUGUAUUUCAUCCUGGAAUUCUGGGUAUGGGACUUCUGGAAACUCCUGGAAGCGCGUUUUCUAGAAAUGAUUGAAUCGGAGAAAAUUUAUCCAGUCGAUAACGUCGAACAUCGCAUCGAGGUUCUGAAAGCAUCCAGUAGCUGA